Messenger RNA from Saccharomyces cerevisiae S288C, 2322 nucleotides. RefSeq names its product ATP-dependent RNA helicase (gene MAK5). Gene Ontology annotation, cellular component: nucleolus. Lineage: Eukaryota; Fungi; Ascomycota; Saccharomycetes; Saccharomycetales; Saccharomycetaceae. The coding region runs from base 1 to 2322 and encodes 773 amino acids. Gene Ontology annotation, molecular function: nucleic acid binding; ATP binding; RNA helicase activity. Gene Ontology annotation, biological process: rRNA processing. The record is from RefSeq and is marked reviewed. The transcript has a single exon.
AUGGGUAAGAAAAGGGCUCCUCAAAAAGGAAAAACGGUCACAAAGCCACAGGAGAUAAUUGUAGAUGAAUCCAAAUUGAACUGGAAACCAGUAGAUAUUCCGGACACUUUAGAUGACUUUGGUGGAUUUUAUGGCUUGGAAGAAAUUGACGGAGUGGACGUUAAAGUCGUGGAUGGUAAAGUAACUUUCGUCACCAAAAAAGAUUCAAAAGUGUUAAAAGAUAGCAAUAAGGAAAAAGUCGGAGAUGAUCAGGAAUCUGUGGAAAAUGAAUCAGGGUCAGAUUCGGAGUCCGAGCUCCUUGAAUUCAAGAACUUGGACGAUAUUAAAGAAGGAGAGUUGAGUGCAGCAUCUUAUUCAUCAUCCGACGAGGAUGAGCAAGGUAAUAUUGAGAGUUCAAAGUUAACCGAUCCCAGUGAGGAUGUGGAUGAGGAUGUGGAUGAGGAUGUUUUGAAAGAAAACGUCUUUAACAAAGACAUUAAUAUCGAUGAUAUUUCUCCUGUAAAUUUACCUGAAUGGACGAAUCUUGCACCUCUCUCAAUGACUAUUUUGCAGAGCUUGCAGAAUUUAAAUUUUCUCAGACCUACAGAAAUUCAAAAAAAGUCUAUUCCAGUUAUUAUGCAAGGCGUAGACGUCAUGGGGAAAGCCUCUACAGGUUCAGGUAAAACUUUAGCCUAUGGUAUUCCAAUUGUAGAGAAACUGAUCAGUAACUUCUCUCAGAAAAACAAGAAACCAAUAUCGUUAAUCUUUACUCCUACAAGAGAACUGGCGCAUCAAGUCACAGACCACUUAAAAAAGAUCUGUGAGCCUGUUCUAGCGAAAUCUCAGUACUCGAUAUUAUCUUUGACAGGUGGACUCUCUAUCCAAAAACAACAACGUCUAUUAAAGUACGAUAAUAGUGGCCAAAUUGUCAUCGCAACACCAGGUAGAUUUUUGGAACUGUUGGAAAAAGACAACACUUUAAUCAAAAGAUUCUCGAAAGUAAAUACGCUAAUCCUUGAUGAGGCUGAUAGGCUGUUACAAGACGGUCAUUUCGACGAGUUCGAAAAAAUCAUUAAACAUUUAUUAGUAGAAAGAAGGAAAAACAGAGAAAACUCCGAGGGCAGUAGCAAAAUUUGGCAAACUUUGAUCUUUUCUGCAACAUUCUCCAUCGACUUGUUUGAUAAGCUAUCUUCUUCCCGUCAAGUUAAGGAUAGAAGGUUUAAAAACAACGAAGAUGAGCUAAAUGCCGUAAUACAACACUUAAUGAGCAAAAUUCACUUCAACUCAAAGCCGGUUAUAAUAGAUACAAAUCCUGAGUCAAAAGUGAGCUCUCAAAUCAAAGAAUCCUUAAUUGAAUGUCCUCCAUUAGAACGUGACCUAUACUGCUAUUACUUUUUAACCAUGUUCCCAGGUACAACUUUGAUCUUUUGUAAUGCCAUUGACUCCGUGAAGAAAUUGACCGUAUACUUAAAUAACCUAGGCAUCCCAGCUUUUCAAAUUCAUUCUUCCAUGACACAAAAGAACCGUUUGAAAAGCUUAGAAAGGUUCAAGCAACAAAGCGCUAAACAGAAAACAAUAAAUCAUUCGAAUCCGGAUUCCGUUCAACUCUCAACAGUAUUGAUUGCAAGUGAUGUUGCUGCUAGAGGUUUAGAUAUUCCGGGUGUUCAACACGUUAUUCAUUACCACUUACCAAGAUCUACUGAUAUUUAUAUUCAUAGAUCAGGCAGAACUGCAAGAGCAGGUUCUGAAGGUGUCUCUGCCAUGAUAUGCUCACCUCAAGAAUCUAUGGGCCCAUUAAGAAAGUUAAGAAAAACUCUCGCUACAAAAAAUAGUGUUUCGACGGAUUUGAACUCUAGAUCAACUAACAGAAAACCCAUCAAGUGGCAAAACACUGUGCCUUUGUUACCAAUUGAAACCGAUAUACUUUCACAACUCAGAGAAAGAAGUAGAUUAGCAGGCGAACUGGCUGAUCAUGAAAUUGCUUCUAAUUCCCUAAGAAAAGAUGACAAUUGGUUAAAAAAGGCUGCUGAUGAAUUAGGUAUUGACGUUGAUUCCGACGAAGACGAUAUAUCAAAGAGUAAUUCGGACACUUUCUUACUAAAAAAUAAAAAUAAAAAAAUGCAGAAGACUAUAAAUAAGGACAAGGUAAAAGCCAUGAGAGCUACGUUGAACGAAUUGUUAUCAGUGCCUAUACGUAAAGAUAGAAGACAGAAAUAUUUGACAGGUGGGCUAGUGAAUUUAGCUGAUAACUUGGUCAAAAAAAGAGGUCAUAAUUCUAUCAUUGGUCAUGAAAAGACAAACGCCUUAGAAACUUUGAAGAAAAAGAAAAAGAGAAAUAAUUAA